Molecule: messenger RNA, 1629 nt
Organism: Amphimedon queenslandica
Lineage: Eukaryota; Metazoa; Porifera; Demospongiae; Haplosclerida; Niphatidae
Product: E3 ubiquitin-protein ligase RNF31-like
Exons: 7
Coding region: 31-1329 (432 amino acids)
Biological process (GO): protein linear polyubiquitination
Cellular component (GO): LUBAC complex
Molecular function (GO): zinc ion binding; K48-linked polyubiquitin modification-dependent protein binding; linear polyubiquitin binding
Source: RefSeq, a predicted model, not a curated record
CCUCAACAAGUCCUGAGGUCUAAGAAACAGAUGAUGGAGCGUAUGAGUGAAGUUACUACAGGGAUCAAUGUGGAGGAGCUACAUCUAAAGGAAAAAGCUGACUUUAUAUUGAGAAAACAUAUCAAAUCACUUCAUCACAUUGGAGAUAUUGUGGCAUCUACUGCAUUACAAAAGUUUAGAGUGAAGAAAAUUAAUUGCAUUGAACAUGUUGGCAAAACAGUUUCAUUUUCACUAUCAAUAGAGGCACCAGAUUUAUCUCUUUUGUCAGUCCCUCUCUCUUUUCUCAGGUGCAGUCUAGUACCAGUUGCUAAAGAUGAUCAACCCAGUCACACUACAGUCACUACUACCAGCACUGAUCCUGGAGUGUAUAGGGUACAGUGUAACCUUUCAACCACUGGCACUCAUAGUUAUAUUGUUAAAAUACAAAUAUAUGGUGUUCAACUUGAGGAUAUUAUCUAUGUUGAUAACACUUCAGUACACAUUGUAACCUAUCCCUGGGUAGUUGCUUUUGAAGAUUGGCAUGAUGGUAUAUUAUGUCAUCAGUUUGCACAAUGGAAAGCUGGUGAUGAUCGAGUAGGAGCUGAAGCUGAAUUAAUAGCAAUGACGGCAAAGAAUGGAAUUGAGUGUCCUAUGUGCAAGCUUCAUUUUGAGCUGGCUAAAAGAGAUUGCAAUAACUGGCGAAUGUCUUGUAUCAGGUGUCCUACUGAAUUCUGCUUUGGAUGUAAAAGAAUGUAUUUUAAGAGUGGUUAUGAAUGUGAUCGUCAGUAUUGCAAGACAGGUGCCAGUAGGCCAUUGCCCCAACAUGCUCAUCAUCCUCGUGACUGCCUCUUUUAUCUGAGAGAUUAUGAUGUCGUUAGCUUGAAAAAAUUGUUAGAUGAUAAUAAUGUUAAAUAUCUAUCAAAACCAUCAGAGGCUCAGGUAGCAGCUACAAAAGACAAGAGAGUGCAAGGUGAGCCUAUUGAUAAACCUGAUGGAGAAGAAUGGGAUAUACCAAAGCCUCCAGCUCAUGUUAUUGAUGGUGAAGAGAUUUUGCUAGUUUGUCCAGUCAUAUUACUAAAGGAAACACCUUCUGGUUUUGGAGAUGAACCAUGUCGCAAACAUGCACCUUUUGGUAUGGCUGGACUCUGCGAGUGGCAUUAUAAGGAAUAUUUGGUUCAUAAAAUCAAUGAAGCUAAAUUGGAUCCAGUUGAGAUUUAUAAUUUACAUAUCAUGAAACUGAUUAUAAAGAGAGAAGGGAUAGAAGUUCCUGAAGAAUAUGAUGAUGAAGACGAAGAACACUACAAAGGAAGAUUGGUUGAGAUUGUUAAAGAAAAAAUUCCAAUUGAUUAAGGAAAGUCAAGAUCAAGUUUAGGAUCACUAGUUUCAUGACUUUAAACAGAUAUUUGGUAUAUUUAACUCAUAAUUACCUAUCUAGGUAAAUAAAUGUUAUGAGUUGUAGAUAGGCUAAGUUGUAUGAAUACAUGUUACAAUCAAUUAAUUACUUAGAAAUUAGAAAAUGUAAUUAUCAAGCAUAUCUACAACUUCAUUGCUGUGUUUAUUGCCAUUGGUGCAUGCAAGAACUGUAGCAAGUCCUCGUGACAUAAAUAUUCAAUAAUUAAUUACAUUUAAUAGCAUUAUAAAUUCUUAAAA